Messenger RNA from Hydractinia symbiolongicarpus, 2890 nucleotides. RefSeq lists its product as uncharacterized. NCBI's taxonomy places the organism in Eukaryota, Metazoa, Cnidaria, Hydrozoa, Anthoathecata, Hydractiniidae. Bases 612 to 2603 code for a protein of 663 amino acids. Gene Ontology annotation, molecular function: RNA binding. Gene Ontology annotation, cellular component: nucleus. The record is from RefSeq and is a predicted model, not a curated record. The transcript is spliced from 14 exons.
CUCUUAGUCAAGUUUCGCUCCAGAUUGAAAAGUGUUUGCUUACUUGCGUAUUUCAAAGAAAUAUUUUCUGCUUGAUGAUUUUGCGUACUCGGGUGAAGUGACUUUUGGCGCGACAUGUGCAAAUCGAACACGAACACAGCGUUCAAACUAGUAAGCGAGGAGAAAAAGUGAAGAGGGAAAAAACGCAAACAAGAAAAUUGCGGAGAGAAAUAAAAGAAUAUUACCAAAGUUUUUUAAUUUUUGCGUGUUUUCUGAUGGCUCUUGAAUUAAGUUUAUAGAAAAACAGUGCAGUUUUGUUCACAUGCUUUUGUUUACGCGUGUUAAAAUCAUUUUUUAUUACGGUGGCCGCUCUUAAUAAACGUCACCUUUUGGUUUUUGGUUUUUCUUACGAGCAAGAAAACCUGACGUAAUAACUUGACGACUUAUUUAGACACACAUGCAUUUAAAACGAAAUAAUCUGUACUAAAUAAUUUAGAAAAUCCUUGUUUAAUAAUUUUGUUACUUACAGCUGUACAGUUCCUAAGUAUUAAAAGCAUCAUCUUUGUUGUUGACUUUGUAAAGUUAUUGUAUAAAUAUAUAUAGAAUAUGUAGAACAAUAUUAAAAAGUCGCGAUGGUUGACCAACCUCCCAUACUGAAGGAAGGCGACACAUAUGAGAAAUGGCGAGCUGAAAUUGUGUCAUGGCGUGAGCAUACAGCGAUGGAACUGAAAAGACAAGCUUUGGCUGUACGAGCAAAAUUAAGUGGGAAAGUUCGUGAAGCUGCGUUGCGUUUGGAUGCUGCUGAUUUGAAUAAAGAAAAUGGAAUGUCUUUCUUGUUGGAUAACCUGGAUCAAAUCUUCCGAAAGGAUAAAAGACGAAAAUGGGAUGUUGCGAAGAGUGAUGACUCGAAUCUAAGCGCAACAGAGAGAGCAAGACAACGAGCAGCCAAACUGUCUGCCAAACUAGCUGCAGAAGGGAAGUAUCAAACACAACCCAUGUCUUUGUUGCCACAGGCAAUAUCAAACCCUGUUGAUCAGUUUAUCAAAAAUAAAACCACUGGAUUUUCAACUGCGUCGAAUCAAGCUGCUACUAUGCCUACAGUAAAAAAGCUGCAAAAUGGAGGCUACUUUGCGGAGAUGGACGUAAAUGAUAUUCCUGAGAGACAGUUUGUAACAGACCCUUCACUACUUGAACGCGUAAGCAAGCAAUGUGGUGCUGCAGUGACUCUACGUGGCAAACAACUUUCCACUGAAGACAAAAGAAGAAGCAUCAUAUCAGGAAUAGCUCAAAAACCUUUAAGCAUUAUGAUUCACGCGGAUGUUGCUGCGAAAGUUCAAGUUGCGCUGCACAAGUUUAUGGAUCUUAUUACGAACUGUAAGAAGUUCGGACCUAAUUUCACUAGCAACAAUCAACCCUCUGCGAAUUAUUACGUACAAGAUAAAAUAUUCGUGGGUUUAGAUGACGCCCAUCCUGAUUUUAAUGUUAAUUACUCACUUGGGGGAGACAAAGGUACAAACUUCGGUUUUAUCAUGCAACAAUCCGGUGGUAAAGUGUUCCUGCGUGGUAAACGUUCAGGGUAUUUAGAGCCCAACUCUGGUCGGGAAUCUUUUGAAGCUCUUCAUAUUUACGUUAGUCAUCCUCACCAGGACGGUUUAGACUUGGCUCGCCAACUUUGUGAAAAUCUGAUCGACACAGUACACCAACAGUAUCAAAGUUGGCUGCAGAGAAAACGCAAUGAAGAACAACGCGAGUACCUUUAUUCACCAUCACAAAACAUCCAUGAAGAACAAUAUGACUUCAAUGCUGGUCAAAUUGAGCAUGUUAAGAUGGCAUCAACUAAAAAUCAAUCUUUUUCAUCUGCAAGUCGGUAUGAAUUAACGACAGAUGAAAGUAGGCGGUUGGAGGUCCCAGCGACAAAAGAGGAGUACAUUUAUCCCCCCAGAGAAGAUAUUAUGAAAAGACGACACGACAGCAAUACUGUUGAAAGAAACCAUACAGAUAUAGCAAGACCAAACCGUACGCACGCUCACUCUGCAAAAGAUAAUAUUAAUGAAGAACUGCACGCCUGGAGUUCUGAUCGAAAUCAUCAGUCUGCUACGAAGUAUGACGAUCGAGUUCAUGGAAAUACAGAUCAGCGUGAACGUAGAAACAACCACACAAAACGUGAUAGAUUUCGUGAUGACACGAGAGAAAUGAAGGAAACACCAACUGCGAAAAAAAGCGAUGCUAGCAGACGUCGUUAUCGACCUUAUGACGACAAAUGUAACGAGCGUGAUAUCAGCAAAUAUGAAGGGAAGACAAAAGAAGAGCCGAGAAAGAAAAGAAAAUUUAGUGAGGAUCCUAAACUUAUGGAAAUACGAGGCGACAGAAAUUUGCGUGAAGACUCUUUAUAUGAACCGAAGGCGGAAGAUGUUAAGCCGCUAAGCGAUGCAUUUUUGCCUCCCCCACCCGUCCCUCCUUUAUUUAAUAAAAAACAUGGAAGAGAUAUUCGAAAAGAUCGAGCGCAUUCAGAUUUAUUCAAAGCACCAAAGCCACUGACUAUUAAGAAAUCAACUUCAGGAGCAUUAAAGAUGGGAGCGUUGAGUUCACUUACAGCGUACGAUGGAGACUCAGAUGAAGACUAAACGUGAUAAUUACCGGCAUUGGUGUUCCUCGAAUAAAAACCAGGGUGGCUCCACCAAAGAACUAAUAUACGAAUUAAUAUCCCAUGUUAAUUUAGUAUAUAGUGAAAAUCAAAAAAUUAGAAAGAACAAUUGGACAAGAAAUGCGUUGCGAUAAUUGAUGUAAUUUGUAAGUGAAAGAAGAUUUUUACGAAACGAACCCACCCUUUGACUCUGUUUGAUUGUUUGUUUGAAAAGACUAUGAGUUUUUUUGCCGUGGAAAUAAAUUUAAGGACACCGUGAUGAUUAAA